CAGAUCUUCACAAUCUACACUAAGCAUCACCAAGCAACGUCAUCGGCGUGCUUUAUAGCGAUGUAUAAGGAAUUGCAAAUAACUUUCUUAUGUUUCUCUAGUGAUUUUCCUUCCUCUUUUCUGUUCUCGAACCACCUAGUUCCACAGCCCAUAUCCCUAUAUGAAGCUCUUCCUCCUCCUGUCGUCCCUCCUCAUCGCAACAAUUUCAAUCACAUAUUCAGACUUACUGCUUGAACUCUACAGAUCUCACAUCUCCAAAACCUCCCCCGCAGGCCACCCACAACCAACCAAUUCCUUCGAAACACUCAUGAACACAGCACCAACCCUCAAAUCCACCAUGUCCAAGUCUCUCACCCACGCCAAGAUCCUCGCGCGCCGCUCCGCCGCCCGCGGCCACGCCAACCACGGCUGGCUCGACAGCCACCACACCUUCUCCUUCGCCUCCUACCACGACCCGAAGUUCGAGCGCUUCGGCUCCCUGCGCGUCCUCAACGAAGACCGCGUCGCGGCCCACAACGGCUUCCCGACGCAUCCCCACCGCGAUGCCGAGAUCUUCAGCUACAUCCUCUCCGGGGAGCUGACGCACCGCGAUAGCACGAUCCAGAAAGGGAAGGAGGGCAAGGAGGGUGAUGACUUCUAUCGCAUGAAGAGGGGAGACGUCCAAUUCACCACGGGCGGAACAGGGAUCGCGCACUCGGAGAACAAUGAGAGCGACAAGCCGGUGCAUUUCCUACAGAUCUGGGCGCUGCCAUGGUCGAGGGGCCUGACUCCACGAUACCACACAAAGACAUUUGACGAGGCGAAGAAGAGAGAGGCCUUUGUUCCUAUCUUGUCCCCGCUUGCGGCAGGCAAGGGCGCCAGUGCCGAGGAAGAGGCCGCGGCUGUCCCAGCACUACCAGGAACGAUACCCAUCCACGCCGACUUCGUCAUGGCCGCAGGUAUCAUUGGCGUCGGAAAGAAAUUCGAGUGGACCGUCGGCGGUGAAAGCGAUGCAAAGACUGUUGUGAAGAGCAGGACAGACAGGAAGGUGUAUAUCCACGUCCCGAUGACGAAUGAGGGGAAGUCCAAGAUCAGGUUGGAUGGUCGGGAAGACUCUGUUUUGGCAGAGGGGGAUGGUGCGUUUGUCACUGGUGUCCAGGCUGGUGAUGUGCUUGCCUUUGAGAGCAUUGGGGAGGUGGAGGCGGAGGUUAUUGUUUUGGACAGCGAUUGAGCGGUCUAGUUUGUUAUGUAGAUUUUAUGAUAGAAUACAUGUGGUUAAUGAUACUCUUACUACUAUC
Messenger RNA from Pseudogymnoascus verrucosus, 1277 nucleotides. RefSeq lists its product as uncharacterized. NCBI's taxonomy places the organism in Eukaryota, Fungi, Ascomycota, Leotiomycetes, Thelebolales, Thelebolaceae. The transcript has a single exon. The record is from RefSeq and is a predicted model, not a curated record. Bases 161 to 1210 code for a protein of 349 amino acids.